Molecule: messenger RNA, 1621 nt
Organism: Daphnia pulex (common water flea)
Lineage: Eukaryota; Metazoa; Arthropoda; Branchiopoda; Diplostraca; Daphniidae
Exons: 5
Coding region: 103-1332 (409 amino acids)
Biological process (GO): cilium movement; outer dynein arm assembly
Cellular component (GO): cilium
Source: RefSeq, a predicted model, not a curated record
UGCUGUUGUUGCUGUUGUUGUUGUUGUCUCUAUUUGUUUAUGGUGAUUUUAUUUUGGUUGGAAUUGUAGGAGGUGAGAGAGGCGGCCAAGAGAGCCAGAGACAUGGCCAAGACGGAACUGCAGCAUCACGAAGAGACACUAGUCGCCUCGACCAGGGAAACAGACCGCCUUCUGAGCGACUACAAGCGUCGUAUAGACGAGAUGAAAUCGACGGCUUCCAACGCUUCCAACCGUCAAGUUCGCAACCCAACGAUGCCAAUGAGCCGUGUCACGCACCCUGCCGGGUCGACGGGUCACCUUUCCAACAGUUCGGCCGCCGCCGCCGGGGGAGGUUCUGCCGCCGCAGCUGAAAUCUCCCUGGCCGACCAGGAAGCCAGACAGGCCCUUCACGAAACCAAAAAGGCCAUCGAUCACUUGAAAUCCGUCACCGGUGCGGCGGACGUCCGUUCGACCAUCCGGAUCGUCGAGGCUCAGAAGGAAAAAUGCGACGAGCUGAGGCAACAGUUUCACGUCCUCCAGGAGCGCGUCCAGUAUUUAUCGCAACUCAAGGAGACGCUGCUGGGCCGGCUGAACCAGCUGAUCGAGGCUCAGGCGGCCCAGUCGAGCAACAACAGCACCCGGCCGACGCCGAGAUUCCUCGAUGAAAUUUUCGCCGACGACGGGUCGCUAACGCCGCACUACAAGACGGCCAGCCUCAACGGCGAGUACCAGACGGGCGGUGGUGGCCAGCACGGAGAAGACGGCGAGCAUCAGCAGAUGGACUGCAACGAGGCCCUGGCCUCUCUGGCCUCGGCCAUCACCAAGAUUUGCUCUCAAAUUCCAUUCGGGCCACCCGUCGAGGAGGCGAAUUAUCCGAGCGAGUCCGCCUCGAUGAACGAUCACCUGAACGUUCUCAAUCUGUUGGAGAGUAAGCUGUCGUCGCUGAUGGAACUCGUCAAGAGUCUCGACGCCAUCAAGGCCGAACCCUCAACGGUCAACGGCAACAACCCAACCAACAACCCGGACCUUCUCUACUCGCAGGUUGGUCAACUGUCGUUGCCUACAAGUCCUCGCUUGGCCGAUCCGGCCAUCAAAUUGAUGCAGCAGCAACAAACGGCCGAAGGUGGAUCGGCGACCGCUGGAGCUGGCGGGAUGACUGGAGCCGUGGCUGGCAGCGGCGCGGCCGUUGGGACAACGGUCGGACGGGCCGGCAAUCCGAAAUUGAGGGGAGCCAACGAGUCCGGCUCCGAUGAGGAUCAAGUGCCGACGCGAGGAUUCCUCAAACGACAAACUCGAAUCAUCGUCGACGCCAAAACUAAGAAACAGAAUCAACGGCCCAGAAAAAACGAUUAAAUCUGAACUGACAGUUGUCGGGGUGACGUGUGUAGUCGAUAUGUUUUUAUUUUCAAUCAUUCGACAGCCGGAGAUAAUCGGACAAAAAUUACGAGGGUAGAAAAUCAAGUAGAAUCAAAUCCUUUCAACAUUUGUUUUUAUUGCUUAACCUUGUCAUAUUUUUGCUGAAAUCACCAAAAAACAAAACAGCACUCCUCCCCCUUUUUUCCCCACCUGGGAACUCCCCUUUUACGUCAAGUAUUUAACCCUUUCCUUUUAUACAAAUAGAAAAAUAGAAAGAUUUCACAUC